AUGCUCCUCACUGAGACAGCAGCAGCGCGGGAUUACGCCGCGCGGCUGGAGCGACGGAUCGAGGGUCGCGUGAUUAAUGGCGAGCUGGGCGGAUCUGUGCCCCAGAUCGCUCAAGACUUGAGUGAGGUCUCUGAGACGGGACUUGAGCGCGUCGCACUGUGCACGGGACUCUGGCAGCGGUCGAAGCUUCGGCUUGGGCUUCACGUCCGUCGUCAGCGGAUCCGCGAGCUGGAGGGUCUGCUUGACCGAAUCUUCGCCCACCGUGACCGGCUACAGCAGGACUUCGACGACGCCAACCGCCGUGCCGAGCGUGGCAAAGGAGCCGUGGAACGGGCCAACGCCGCGGCGGACCGCCAGCAAACUGUGGCUCAGGAGUCGCAUCGCCAGAACGUUGCAACUCUGGAGUGGGUUCGUGACCUGGAGGAGCAGCUGUACCAGCUUCGGUGUGAGCGGGACCAGCACGUGCGUGAGUACCAGACCGUCGCCACCAACUUCUGUCAGACCCAGGAGCGGCUUACGCAGACCAACGCGCGGAUCGGCGCCUUCGCACAUCUCCGCAGUGAGAGGGAUGCUCUCCACUCGGCCGAUCCUGCUCACGCUUCCUGUGUGCGUGGCUACAAGGAGCUACUCGUGCAGAUCGCAGACAACCAGCAGGCGUACGGCUACUUGCGCCGCGAUUUCGACGGCUUGGAGAUCGCGGCCUUGACCGUCGUAGUUCCACCUCGCGUCGCUGGGGUCCAAGUCCCGUGUGUUCCGUCGCCGACCGCGUACACGCCUUGUUCCUCCAAGCGAGACCGUCUGCCCGCUAUCGCCCCUGAUCUCAUGGUCUCAGUCGCUAAGCGCGCUCGUCGUUCGUCGUCGUUGGCGGGUCAGUCUCCCGCCGCCCUUGCUACCCCAGGCGCUGCGGUCGAGGUGACAUCCGCGGUGACCACUUCGUAUAACAUUGAUUCAAUCGUGGAUCCGGCGGGCGAUGAGGUGGACCAUGACUAUGCCUGUUCCAACGCGGGUACCGAACCCAGCGACUCCGACUCUGAGGAGUCUGACGACGAGCAGGCCGUUCCCGAUCCGACCUCCGCCACCGCGAUUCCGAGAGUGUGGUGA
Phytophthora sojae is the source of this 1101-nucleotide messenger RNA. RefSeq lists its product as hypothetical. The transcript has 5 exons. The record is from RefSeq and is a predicted model, not a curated record. Bases 1 to 1101 code for a protein of 366 amino acids. NCBI's taxonomy places the organism in Eukaryota, Oomycota, Peronosporomycetes, Peronosporales, Peronosporaceae.